Molecule: messenger RNA, 2840 nt
Organism: Prinia subflava (tawny-flanked prinia)
Lineage: Eukaryota; Metazoa; Chordata; Aves; Passeriformes; Cisticolidae
Gene: NXT2
Product: nuclear transport factor 2 like export factor 2
Exons: 4
Coding region: 139-564 (141 amino acids)
Biological process (GO): poly(A)+ mRNA export from nucleus
Cellular component (GO): nuclear pore central transport channel
Source: RefSeq, a predicted model, not a curated record
GGAGGGAAGCCCCGCCCGCGGCCGGACCUGCUUUGCGGGCGGACCGCUCCGGGCCGCGGCGGAACGCUUUGGGCGAGGGACGCGCGGCCGGAAGCGGCAGAGCAGUGCACUUCCGGCGCCCUCCCGCCUCGCCGCCCCAUGGCCGCGUCCGUGGAUUUCAAAACCUAUGUGGAUCAAGCUUGUAGAGCUGCAGAUGAGUUUGUCAACAUUUACUAUGAGACAAUGGACAAAAGAAGAAGGGCUUUAACCAGACUGUAUUUGGACAAAGCAACAUUAGUUUGGAAUGGUAAUGCAGUGUCUGGGCAAGAGGAACUAAAUAAGUUUUUUGAAAUGUUGCCAUCAAGUGAAUUCCAGGUUAAUGUGUUGGACUGCCAGCCUGUUCACGAGCAAGCCACUCAAGGCCAGACAACAGUCCUCGUGGUGACAAGUGGGACUGUCAAAUUUGAUGGGGAUAAGCAGCGCUACUUCAAUCAGAACUUCCUGCUGACAGCACAGGCCACCCCCACCAACACCGUGUGGAAGAUCGCCGGGGACUGCUUCCGCUUCCAGGACUGGGCCAGUUAGCAGGGCCUGCCUGCAGCCACGGGCUCACCUCUCACUGGGCUCCCACGGCUUUGGCUCCCCUGUGCAGGCGGCCGUUCCCCCGCAGCGCGCGCUUUGUGUGGCAGCCGAUGUUACGGACGGGCAGCGGAUGGUUGGGGGUUCACUGCAGUGACCACAGCUUUAGUAGUAAAACGUGAGAGGUUGCUCGUGUUAGUUGAGUUUAGUGAAGUGCUGAAGGCAGUGAGCUGUAUUCGAAUCAUUCCUAAAAUGCCUUACAUGCAGCUAUGCUGCCACUGCUGAGUGCUCAAACUGUUCUGUUGGAACACAAAAUCCUGUUCAUGUACAAUUCUGACCAAACGUGAUUUUUUUUUGACUUGAAAAGAUCUGUUUUUACAGUAGCAUCUUGUCUCUUUUGAGGAAGAUGCUUGUGGCAUGAAGAUGUCAUUUUGCAAGCUCCCUACUCCUGGUUGUGAGAGGCUGGGAAGGAUUGCUAUUGUUUCUACUGUUAAUGAAAGGAGCCAGUACAGCUCCUAAGUUUGUAAUUAAUCUCUCAGUCCAUUGGAAAGGUAAUGUUUACCUUCUCUGAUGUCAAAGGACUAUUUAUCUUUUGAUUUCCUUUUGAUCUGAGCUUCCCAGACUUUGGUUGUUAAUUCCAUGGAUUCAUAUGUAGGGCAUGCUGAAUGAUUCGGAGCUCCCGUGCCAAUAACUCCUCACAUGCAUGUGAAGGACUUCAAACUGAUUCUUUUGUUCUUUAUAUCAUGACCUAGAAACAGGUCACAUACAUGAUUUCUGUUGGCUUUAAUUCUGUAUUCUGUUGCUAUGAGGUUUGGAUUAUUUUUCCCGUAUUAAACCUGCAAGUUUUGAAUCCUUUCUGUCUUUUCAGGAAACGUGGUAGUUAAAAAGUGACACUGAAAGUGUGCAUAACUGUGAAGCCUUCAGUUUCUCUCAUCAGUACUGUUACUCAGAAUAGGUGCUUGCAUUAUUUUCAGUUGAGAACAGCAGCUCUGCACCACUAACACUAUCUUCCUCUCAUGCAGAUUUUUACUGUAUUUUUUGUGUUCUUUUUAAACAUUGCCUUUAAUUAUUGAUUCUAGAGGGUUGUGUGUCUUGUUUUAAAUGUGUAGUUUAAAGCUUCCAGCUGCUUUGAAACACUUUUUAAGAUUGUACAUUAAGAGAGUCCACCUUAACUUUGGAACUUAAGAGCAAAUCUGAGUAUCAGCAGCUUUGUUUAAACUGGUGCAUUUCUGUUUCAAGCUGAGUAAAACAAAAACCAAACCCAAAAUGCUGUAGCUGUAUCCCUGAGCAGACACUUGCAGUUAUUUGCCUGUAACUGAAAAUACAGAGAGGGGCUUGUAACUCUCACCUUACCCCACGUUUCAGUGACAGGAGAAGUCUGACAGCAGUUACAGCUGCAGCUCACUUGGUCAGUGACUGAAAUGGAGCAAACUCUGGAAAUGAGCAAUAUCUCACUUGUGUAAAACAUCAUAAAGCAGCUGUAGUUUGCGAUGUAGUCCCACAAAACUAUGGGAUGUUUAGCUGAGUGUCUUUAUUUCCUUUUCAGGCCCUCUAGUCUUUACAGCAGUAAGUUAGAAUUAGUAACCUGUCUCUGUUCAGAGGCUGUUUAUGGUCAGAACUGUUGUGUACCUGUUUUCCAGGCUGAAGAAUUUGAAUUCCUGCAGAACAGUGCAAGAACAGAAUUUUUGAAAUCUGUAAAUAUUGUAAAUACAUUGUUAUUUCUGUAUGUAGUGAAGAAAGGAUCAUUCUAUUUAAUUACUGUUUGUUCUUAAGAGAAUAUGUGAUGUUCAUAUAUUUGUAUUUCCUCUACAAGAUUGAAAAGAUGACAUAACCCAAGCAUGCCUGUACCUGGUACAGCACUGUUGAGCUGUGACACUGGCGUGGUGUAUUCUGCUGGCUGUUUUUGCUGUUGGUUGUGUCAGUGGUGUUACAGAUCUGCUUUGCAUACACAAAACAGGUUUUGCCUUUUAAAUGCAGCAAUGGGUGCAGCUGUGGCAUUGGCGUGUUGGACUUUGAAGGCAGUCACCAGAACACACACUUAUAUCAGUACCUGAUAAGCUUGUGCUGUGAAUAAGUACUUAUUGGAUAUUUUUAUCCAAGUUUGAAUUUGUAUAAUAGUUUUUUAGCUUUUUCUAGGCAGACUGGGAGAUUCAAAAUACAUGAGGCAAUGUUUCAAUCAAGCAGAUGUUAUUCUCAAUUAUUUUCAUGCUGUUUAAAUGCAAGCUGCUUUUAAAUCUAACUUUUGCAAUUAAUAUUAAAAAAACUGACCAAACAAAAAAAAA